Messenger RNA from Spirodela intermedia, 156 nucleotides. Lineage: Eukaryota; Viridiplantae; Streptophyta; Magnoliopsida; Alismatales; Araceae. The record is from the annotation of a GenBank genome assembly.
AUGAGAAAUUGUGAUAAUUUAAGAUGGAUACCGCUCGAUGAUUGUCGAUUCGAUCAGCCCGACCCUUUUCAACUGAGCCAAGGAGGGUCUGCACGGGUCGGGUGGGGCCAAAUCGUUGACCCGCUCAGUCCGGUCCCAUCCCGAUCCGCUUUAUAA